AUAGUAGUCAUGUGACCCACAAUGUCGAAGAUGGCAACGAGGAGUGACAGGAAACGUAGAGUAGCCGAGAAACCGGCACACGAGAGCACCGCUUUUUAUCAUUGGGCUAUAAAUCUUUUGGGUCUCGGUUUUGGUUGUUUGCAUCGCUGGCAUGUAUCCACGCUGUUCGAAAAUGACCGACACUUCUCUUAUCUCUCGGAAAUCGAACGAGAAAUGUCCUUCAGGACUGAGAUGGGGAUGUAUUAUUCCUAUUAUAAAACCAUUGCUGAAUCCAGGGAUUUUUUCGACGGAAUGGACAGGCUCAGUCACGACAAUCUGUCAGAGUACAGCAAUGUCAUUGAUGCCAGCAGAAAAUAUAGUCUUUUACCUGAGAUUCUAGCAGGUUUCCUUUAUCAUAUUGCAAGGAAUCUUGGUGUUAUAUCUCAGGAACAAUGCUGGCAGAUAGAAAGAGGAGAUGGUUUGCCACCUGUAACCAGCUGUGAAGGCCUGGGUGUACCUGUAUACUUCUAUUUAGAAAUAGUUUGGUUCACCACAGUUAUCACAGCAGCAGUACUCUUUUACUAUGCAACGUACUUGAGUAAUUCCAUUUACGGUGGAUUUAUAACAAUUCUGUUCUUCUUUUUUAAUCAUAACGAAUGUACUCGCGUUCAAUGGACACCGCCGUUACGAGAAACCUUUGCGUAUCCUAUGUUGCUUUUUCAAAUGUACAGCGUUACUAUGGCUAUCAGAAAAUAUACAAAACAUGAUACGGCAAAAGAGCCAGCUUCGUUGAGGAACAGAACUAGGCAAGGACUAUUCAUGGAUAUAUUUGGCUCAACAAUUUGUAGCUUGUGCACUUGGCAAUUCUCACAUUUCGUUUUUACUACGCAAAUUGUAGCCAUUCUUAUAUUGAAAUGGCUGAGGAUCGUUCCGUACGAGUUCUAUAAAAAUUUUUGUAUGGCACACGCUUUAGCAAUCGCAGCAGCAACUAAAAUAACAAACGGCACUCUUAUAAUCUGUUCACUUUACACGUGCAUCAUAAUCAGUAGUAAUGUGGCCAGUUUUAUAAUGAAACUGUCUCGAUUUCAAAACAUCAAACGAGAAAUUAUUCUUGAAAUUGCCAUAACGAUAACUUUUACAAAGUGGAUAAAAUCCUACGUUCUAUAUUCUCAAGACGACGCCCACGUGUUUAAUAUAUUGAAAUCCAAGUUAACGAACUAUAGAGAUUUCCAUACUAUGCUUUACACGUGUUCCGCAGAAUUCAACUUUCUACAGUACAAAACUUACGAAGCGAUUAUUAAGACCUUAUUAUUACCAACAGCAAUACUCGUUGGAAUGCUCGCGCUUUAUUACUGGUACAGGAACUUUAAGACGAGCAAUUAUCCAUUUUGCAUAGAGGCUGAUAUGGCAUAUAACGGCCUACAGACCGGCGCCUUCAUCAUCAUGGCCAUUUUUAUUAUGAGAUUAAAGCUAUUUAUGACACCACAUCUCUGCAUAAUAGCUGGUGCCGUGUGUAGUAAACGAUAUCUCGAAAAAAUCGGUUUAAAAAGUGAAUUUAUGCGGCUCGCCAUUGUUAUUCUUUUACUAGGUGGCAUGUCGUAUCAUGGCAUCGACAGAUUCCAAGAGGAACGCGGAUUCAUAGGUGAAUAUAGUAAUAUUGAACAAGAAGAGUUAUUUGAAUGGAUAAAAAGUAAUACACCGAAACACGCCGUAUUUGCGGGAAAAAUGUCAUUGAUGGCAAACUUAAUGCUGUCCACUAGGAGACCGAUCGUCAAUAAUCCUUACUACGAGAGCAAAGAAAUGAGGGAUAGAACUAUGAAAGUUUAUGAGAUUUUCAGUCGGAAAGAUGCUGCCUCUGUGUAUACCUCUUUAAGAAACAUGAAAGUUAGUUAUGUUGUAUUAGAGGAACCAUGGUGCCUUGGAUUUGCAAACAUCCCGCAAGGAUGUCAAAUGAUCGAUUUAUGGGACAUGACUGAUAAUGGAACGGCGAAAGCGGUGGACAAACAGCCUCUAUGUCCACUUUUAUUCAAAGGAAACGCGUAUCCGUUCAGAAGAGCGUUCGUUAACAAUAACUACGUUGUGUUGCAGCUGGAUUAUUCGCAUUACGUAGAAUUUAAACCAAAGACUUCUAUGCCAUUGCAUUAUCAGUUCUAAAAUUCUAGAGUUCUACGUUUCCAAAAAUAAGUAAAAAUUUCCUCAAGAGAAUAUGGCAUACCUCGUGAGAGACUAUAAAAGCCUAUUUUUCUUAAAACAGAAGUAUUAUCUAUAUGAAAAAUAUAUAUAUACAUAUAUUUUUAUAAUAUAAAACGCAGGUUAUUCUUCAAGUUGAAUAUUAAAUAUUAAUAUUCCAAACUUGUAAAAGUUUAUCAAGAUUAGCCUUAUAUGUGCAAAUUGUGAAGGGGCAUUAAAAUAUUUUAAGAGGCACACAAUAUUCCCGAUAUUAUAAAAUUUAGAUUUAUUUUUUGUUUAAUUAAAAAAAAUCAAUCUUUGUUUUAGCAUAGGAAUCUCUUAAAACAUAAUUUAUAUUGCCACAAUUAACAAGAUGCAGUGUGCAUAUUCGUAAUAUUAUACUUGCUAAAUUUCAUAAUAAGAAAAGCAGUUGUUAAGUUGACUAAUAAGAAUGAACGAAAAAUAAGAUAAAGCCUCAUUUCACAAUGAUAUACAUACUUGUGAUAAUUUUCCGAUAUUUAAUAUUAUUACGCACUUAUAUCGAUAUGCUCGAUUUUUGACGACGCGAAUAGUUUCGAAUAUACAUAUAAGUACUAUAUUUAAUCACAUAUGUGUUCAUUUACCUGCUAUAUGACAUAAGACAUGUGUGCCAACAUCAAGCACUAUUUAUAUUUGUAUAACUAUUAAAAAAACACAUCUUUCAAAUUUAAAUAAAUUUCUUAUAAAAUAA
Molecule: messenger RNA, 2878 nt
Organism: Temnothorax curvispinosus
Lineage: Eukaryota; Metazoa; Arthropoda; Insecta; Hymenoptera; Formicidae
Product: probable C-mannosyltransferase DPY19L1
Exons: 9
Coding region: 22-2133 (703 amino acids)
Cellular component (GO): nuclear inner membrane
Molecular function (GO): mannosyltransferase activity
Source: RefSeq, a predicted model, not a curated record